AUGCCCCGGGCCAUGGCGUCGAGUUCACCAUCCCCUUCCAACGCGACCGUGCGUUCUACAAGUAAGCGACGGCAGCCAACCGAGAUUAACUUCGCGGCACUUUCCCCGCCCGCUGGCAGUCUCAGCUCCGAAGGCGACGACGCCACCUCGAAGGACCUAAAAAACAAGCUACAACACGACGAUGCCUCUUCUUCCCCACGAUCAGCCGCAACCGAGGCGGCCCUCGCCCAGUGUGGGAUGGACGCCUUCAACCUGCAGAACCCGACCGCCCCGCCGCUCUCGAGGGGGACCUCUACCGCGUCGUGGACGGCGCGGCACAGGCGAAAGCGGAGCGACUCCACGUCCUCUCUCGACGUUACGGGCCCUCGAGCACCCGGAAGCAAUCAGCAGCAGCAGCAACAACAGCCUCAAGGGAAGGCCGCGAAGCCGCUGCCACCGUCCAAGCACGGCAGACCGAGGGGGAUCCCAAACGACGUCAGUGGCAGCACCUACCCGUUCGUGAGGCAGCAAGCGGCAGGGCAAGGAACGGACGGGGCCGCCGCUCAGCGUGUCAUCAAACCCCACCGGCCCGUGAUGUCGCGGUACUGCCGGUACACCUUCUACUUGCGGGACGCGCUCGACACCGUCGACGCCGACGUGGACGGGGUCGGCGCGUGCUGCGGCCUAUGCAGGGCCCCGCCGCAGCUGCCGUGCCUCGCCUGGGUGUUCCCGUGCUGCGCUUACCCCGAGGAGCUGGAACAGGCCCGUCGUGAGUCUAGCUACUUUGUCAUUCGCGACACCUCGGUGGAAUUCAACAACCCGAAGGUGGUCAUGGGUUCCAGGCCGUCGGUGGCCAGGGUCGCGUCGGCCGACAGCGCGCACGGGAACGGGCAGUACAGCGGGGCCUGCGGAUGCACCUUCCACGUCCGCGACGACGCCCGCGUGCUGUACUUCGACGACCCGACCCUGGAGGACAUGACGCCGGUGUUCCCGGGGGGUGGCGGUUGUAGUCGCUUUUGCUGCGGGCGACGGCCGUCCACGGGGGCGAGGCUGAUGGCCGAAGCUCGGCAGCUGCUGUGCGGCGGGCGGGGGCAGGCCGUGCGGGUGCAGAGCCGGGUCUGCUGCGGCGCCUGUGUCCGGGCGAGGGGGCUCCUGGGGCUGCCGUGCGUGCCGUCGUGCUGCGCGUGCGCGUGCCGGUCGGCGACGCUACGGUACGACAUGCCGGCCAAGGACGCCGUGACGGCCGCUACAAAGAUUUGGCACGCGCGAAACAACGCUCUGACCAAGAUGCGAGAGGUAGGCGAGGCCCAAGCGGCCGUGCCGUGCGGCCAGGCCUAAAAACGCAGCAUGGCUGCGGCUGAAGACAAAAGCUCUUCGGCCUAUGGAACACACACCUUCCUCAUUAAGAGAGAGAGAAAAAGUGCCCGCAGUUUUCUGGUUGGCCAAUUCUUUCGGCCGGAAAUUUUCUUCGAAAGAAAAUCAUGGUCGACGGGUGACGACACUCACGCUCAUGGGGCCGCCUUUCGGCGAAAUUCAAAAUCUGGAUUUUUCCCGUGAGUGACAAAUUGAGUUGGUUGAUGGCAGCUUCCUCAAUGAGUCACUCGCGAGAACCGCCAACCUCACUUUCUUGUGCCCUGGAGGAACGCAUUUAUUCAUCAUGGCCGCACCGAUCCGUGCUUGUCUGGUGAUGGUCAACCGUGCAUUCCCACCCCUCGAUGGGGAGAUUUUAUGUUGUACCCACACGACACGACAGAUCGAUGUCACCAACACCACCACUCACUGAGGUUGAUGCUCGAGUAAAUUCAAAGCCAAAAGCGAGAGAAAAAGAUGUGUUGAAACGUGUCAACAAGGAGAUGGCACGGUCGUUUUCGACUGCUACUGUGCCAUCACAACCCUCCACCAGCAGCAGCAGUCAUGGAUGGUGCUACGUGGAGCAGACCAAGCUGCCCGUACAUACCACGAGUGAUAAAAACCCGCGCGCAGCUCAUCACUGAUGGAGGAGGCGUUUCAAGAGGGUUCACCCGAACCAAAAGCGGAACCCUUUUUUGGAACCUGCUCUCUGUCGCUUUUAAUUCAAAUUGGCUCCCUCAUCACUCGAAGGGAGAGUUGCCAAAUCAAGCUAUCACACCGCUUGGGUGGGUUGAAGAUCUCAAAAUGAUAUCUUCCUCGCGUCUUAUCUCGGGUUUCGUAGUAUGGAGGCUGGUAGACAGCCAAACAGGGAGCUUUCUCU
Messenger RNA from Ectocarpus siliculosus, 2209 nucleotides. The record is from the annotation of a GenBank genome assembly. NCBI's taxonomy places the organism in Eukaryota, Phaeophyceae, Ectocarpales, Ectocarpaceae.